GUUCGAUUCAGUAUCAGGAAUUAUAAUUAUCAAAAAAAGAUGAUGAAAACGAAGACGGAAAGACGAAUGUAGAGGAUGAUCGAGAGAUUAAAGGGAUCAUAUUCUUUACUACCUCGAGAACCAACUCACAAGGAUCAAAUCGGACGUCGACGACCUAAUCAUCGAUGUUUUGUAAAUGCUUUGAGUGGCCAUGGAGAUUCAGUUGUAGCUUUGUGUUUCUCGCCUGAUGGUCGAAAUUUGGUUACAAGUGAAAUUACUGUUUAUUGUCGUCAGUUUAAGUUUAAGUUUGGGAAUCAGAUUUUGGUCUUACAAUGCUAGCAACUGAUGCACUGUAAAGUAUAAACUAUAAAGUUGUGCUGAUGGGGUUGUCAGGGUCUUCAAAUUGGGUAAUGUUCAGAGUUCAAGCUUCAACUCAAUAUAGUUCUGGUUCUAAUACAGCUAAUUACAGAAAGCAUGAGCAACCCAAACCUCUUGUUCCAGAAAUGAAAUGGCUACGCCAUCAGACGAGCGUUAUUGUAACUCUUGCUGGAACUACUGCCAAUUAUGGCACUGUUGGUGGAACUCCAUUCAUUAUUUCGUGUUCUGCGGGUAGUGAUAUCAUUCUUUGGAAUGGAAAGAGCGGGAAGAAUUUGGGAAGCACUGACAAGAACGAGCUAAAAAACAGUAUGGCCAGAAUAUCCCCUAACGGGAGGUUAAUAGUUGCUGCUGCAGCGUCUUCUGUGGAUGUGAAGAUAUGGGAGAUUAUACUUACCAAGGCUUGAUCAGUCAAACAGAUUACAAGAGCUAUGAAGCUGAAGAGUCAUGAGAGUGCCGUGACUUGGUUAUGUUUUUCAUCUAAUUCGAAAUAAAUCAUAAUAGCUGAAAAA
Papaver somniferum (opium poppy) is the source of this 866-nucleotide messenger RNA. RefSeq lists its product as uncharacterized. The transcript is spliced from 4 exons. The record is from RefSeq and is a predicted model, not a curated record. Bases 360 to 761 code for a protein of 133 amino acids. Gene Ontology annotation, molecular function: protein binding. Lineage: Eukaryota; Viridiplantae; Streptophyta; Magnoliopsida; Ranunculales; Papaveraceae.